Spinacia oleracea (spinach) is the source of this 2982-nucleotide messenger RNA. RefSeq lists its product as uncharacterized. The record is from RefSeq and is a predicted model, not a curated record. Lineage: Eukaryota; Viridiplantae; Streptophyta; Magnoliopsida; Caryophyllales; Amaranthaceae. The transcript is spliced from 5 exons. Bases 1 to 2982 code for a protein of 993 amino acids.
AUGGAUACUAGUUGGAUUGACUUACGAAAAGGGGAUGCCGGUUAUUAUAAUGGUUGCAUGGAAUUUUUAGAGGUUGCGAAGGACACUCUUUUAGAGGGAAUUACUCGAUGCCCAUGUAAUAAAUGCAAGUUAAAUAAACUAUAUCCCUUAGAAGAGGUAGGAGGACACAUUUUAUUUAACGGUUUUUAUAAGAACUAUAGACAAUGGAUUUUCCAUUGUAAAGAUGAAGAGAGUAAUACCUUAGAGAUCCAUAGUGAUCAAGCAAAGGUAGUAGGUCGAGAUGAUAUGGAUGGGUUACUAGGAGCAGCUUUCACGGUUGACAAUAGUGCACAAACCACCAACGAACCCCAAGACCCAUCAUUAAGUGAAGAAAUUUUUGAAGAUGAAGAUUUGUAUAACAUGCAUGAAGAGUUAAAUUUUGAUUGUGAGGAAGAUGAUGAAUUUCCACCAAACAACACCAAUGAAGAAGAAGCGAAGUAUAAACGACUAAGGGAAACUUCUGAUGAGGGUUUAUAUGAGGGGUAUACAACUUUCUCAAAGUUGUCGUUUCUGUUGCACUUGUUUCACCUCAAGUGUAUGCUCCAUUGGUCUGCCACAUCAUUUAAUAAGUUUCUUGAACCUCUAUUAAACCCAUUUUCUAAUAUGAAGGAGUUUCCUUCGUCGUAUUAUGAAGGCAUGAAGAUAAUGAAGGAUUUGGGUUUGGGUUACGAGAAAAUCCAUGCAUGUCCAAAUGAUUGCAUGUUAUAUUGGGGCGAUAUUGCAGAAAAAAGUGAGUGUCAUAUCUGUCACACAUCAAGGUGGAAAAAUGUGAAAGAAAAUGAGGGCGAGAUAAGUGAGAAUUUUAAAGAAACAGGUAAGAAGGGCGUUCCAGCUAAAGUAAUGCGGUAUUUUCCUCUCAUCCCUAGACUAAAGAGGCUUUACAUGUCUUCUAAAACAACAGAGGACAUGAGAUGGCAUUUUGACCGCAAGGAUGAAAAGAUCAUAAGUCACCCAGCAGAUAGUGAAGCUUGGAAAAAAUUUGAUCAAAGAUAUGAGGAAUUCGCCAAAGACCCUCGUAGUGUUAGAUUGGGUCUAGAAAGUGAUGGUUUUAAUCCAUAUCGUUUGAUGAAUACUAGUUACAGUACAUGGGCAGUGAUCCUGAUUCCUUAUAAUUUGCCACCAUGGCUUUGUAUGAAGUCAACGUCAUUCAUUUUGUCUUUGAUCAUUCCUGGUAAGUUUGGUCCUGGUAUGUAUAUUGAUGUGUAUUUGCGACCACUAAUCCAUGAGUUUAAAUUGUUGUGGGAAGGUGUAGAUGCCUUUGAUGAUCAUAGUGGAAAAAGUUUUAAAAUGCGAGCAGCGUUACACUCCACUAUAAAUGACUUUCCGGCAUAUGCUAUGUUGUCCGGUUGGAGUACGAGAGGUUAUAAAGCGUGCCCUUCUUGUGUUGAUUCUGGUUGUGCGUAUAGUUUCGGUGGUAAAAUUUUCUACCCUAGAGCUCAAAAAUGGUUACCAAUUGAUCAUCCUUAUCGUUCUCAAGCAAACGUAUUCGAUGGGAAAGAGGAAUAUGGUCUUGCUCUGGUUCCCCCAAGCGGGACAGAAGUUUUGAAGCAACAAGAAAAAGUUAAGUAUGUUUAUGGAAAGUCAAAAAGUGUUCCUAAAAGAAGAGGGAGACAAGAGGAUGAUGAAAUUGACGACGAUGAUGAUGAUGAACAAGAUGAUGUCGUUCUGUGGAAAAAGAAAAGAACACUUUUAGGUAUGGAGAAGAGUAAAGAUGAUAAUAAUGCUAGACUAGCCCUUAAAGCGCGGAACAUAAAAUCUCAUCUUUGGCCCGAAUCUCAUCCAAAUCGUGUUAAGGACUAUUUGCCUCCGGCUGCAUACACCGUGUCUAAAGAAGAGAAAGAACGAUUUUUGAAUGUCCUACAAAAUCUUAAAGUUUCUGAUGGAUAUGGAUCUAAUUUGCAAAGAGCAUCAAAUGCCACAAAAGUAACUUAUUUGCUUGAUGAAUUGUCGGAAUUUUUCAAGAAGAUAUUUUCAACUACUAUUGAAAGAAGUGAAUUAGAUACCAUUCAGUCGAGGCUUGUAUUGACUAUUUGUAAGAUGGAGAAAGAGUUUUUGCCAAUAUUUUUCACAAUCAUGGUGCAUCUACUAAUUCAUUUAGUGGAUGAGGUCAAACUCGGUGGACCUGUUCAUUAUAGGUGGAUGUAUGCCAUUGAGAGGUACUUGGCCUUUUUGAAAACUCGUGUAAGUAAUAAAGCGCAACCAGAAGGAUCCAUAACAGAAGGGUAUAUUUUAUGGGAGACAAUUGCAUUUUGUUCGAGAUAUCUAGAAAGUGUUGAGACCAUAUUCAACAGACCGAAGAGGAAAGAAGAUGGUUUUCCAAACAUCAAUAACUAUUUAUACUACUCUGGUGGUCGUGUAGUUGGGAUGAAAGAAAAUGUCCGUCUUGAUGACAAUAGUUUAAAGCAAGCACAUCGCUAUGUUUUGCUUCAUUCAGAUGAGACGAAACCGGCCAAUAACCUAGAUGAUAGCACGAAAGAAGGAAAAUUGAGAAAAGCCUUGGCAGGUGGUUUAAGAAAUCGCGGGAAAAGGAAGAAGAGCGUUAUUAUCAAUGGCUAUAAAUUUGACACGGUGGAUCGUGAGCGAUCUCGAAAGACUCAACAUUCUGGAAUUAUGGUAGAAGCUGACGGCCAAGAGUAUUAUGGAAAACUUAAAGAAAUAUUAGAAUUUGAUUAUUAUUGUUCUUUCAAGGUUCUAAUGUUCCGAUGUGAUUGGGUUGAUAUACGAAGGGGUUUCAAAACAUACCCGAGUGGCAGAGUUCGUGUUAAUUUCUCGAAGUUGAUGCACACUGGUCAAAAUUUGAAAGAUGAUCCAUUUAUUUUCUCUUCUCAAGCGAAACAAGUUUUUUACAUUGAGGAUGAGAUACAAAACGGAUGGUUUCAUGUUAUUAAGACUAAGCCUAGGGACUUGUUUGAUAUACCCGACGAUGAUGAUGAUGAUGAGUAG